Entamoeba dispar SAW760 is the source of this 2589-nucleotide messenger RNA. Its product is annotated as glycogen phosphorylase, putative. The transcript has a single exon. NCBI's taxonomy places the organism in Eukaryota, Evosea, Mastigamoebida, Endamoebidae. Gene Ontology annotation, molecular function: glycogen phosphorylase activity; pyridoxal phosphate binding. Gene Ontology annotation, biological process: glycogen catabolic process. The coding region runs from base 1 to 2589 and encodes 862 amino acids. Gene Ontology annotation, cellular component: cytoplasm. The record is from RefSeq and is a predicted model, not a curated record.
AUGACCACACAAAUUAGACGAUCAGUUUCUAUGAAUAAACUUAAAGCAGGAAGAACCACUGCAGAUGGAAUUCCUAUUAAUUUUGAAGAUGAUAAAUUUAAAAAAUUAUGGGAUUAUUGUUCUAUGUAUUUGUCUAAAGAUGUCGAAACUAUUAAAAGACAAAUUGCAAACCAUUUAGAAUAUACAUUAGCAUGUAAUAGACUUGAUUUUAGACCAUAUGCUAUUUAUCAAGCUGCUGCUUAUUCAUUAAGAGACCGUAUGUUAGAAUUUUGGAAUGAUACUCAAUCAUAUUUUACUGAUGUUCAAACUAAACGAGUUUAUUAUAUGUCCAUUGAAUAUCUUAUUGGACGUUCUUUAAUGAAUUCUAUUUGUAAUUUGGACCUUGAAGCACCAUACACUGAUGCACUUAAAUUCUUUGGAUCUUCUAUUGAAGAAUUAUAUGAAUAUGAAGAAGAUGCUGCUCUUGGAUCUGGAGGACUUGGAAGACUUGCAGCAUGUUUCCUUGAUUCUCUUGCUACAUUAAAUUAUCCAGCAUGGGGAUAUGGUAUUAGAUAUCAAUAUGGUAUGUUUAAACAAGGAAUUGUUGGAGGGUAUCAAGUAGAAAUGCCAGAGUAUUGGCUUGAAGCAGGUAAUCCAUGGGAGAUUGUUAGACAAGAUGUUAAGUAUGAAAUUAAAUUUGGUGGUCAUGUUGUUACUGUUAAAGACGUUAAAGGUAAAUUAAAAUAUAGAUGGGAAAAUAGUUCAUCUGUUAAUGCAGUUGCAUUUGAUAUGCCAAUCCCUGGAUAUAAGACACUCAACACUUUGAAUUUGAGAUUGUGGAGUUCACAACCAGUUAAUGAAUUUGAUUUAGAAGGAUUUAAUGGAGAUGAAAAUAGCCAAAUUUAUUGGAAUGCACUUGACAAUCAACAAAAACAAGAAAAUAUUUGUAAAGUUCUUUAUCCAAAGAAUAACCAUAUUAAAGGUCAAGAACUCCGUUUAAAACAAGAAUACUUCUUCUCUAGUGCUACUAUUCUUGAUGUAGUGAGAAGAUUUAAGAAGAUGAAUAAACCCAUUGAAGAAUUCCCAGACUAUAACUCUAUUCAAUUAAAUGAUACUCAUCCAGUUGUUGGGGCACUUGAAUUAAUGAGAGUAUUAAUUGAUAUUGAAGGAGUUGAUUUUGAAGAAGCAUUUGACAUUACUAACAAAACAUUCUCAUACACCAAUCAUACAGUUUUACCAGAGGCACUUGAAACAUGGCCAGUUGAUUUGUUUGGACAAUUGUUACCAAGACAUCUUCAACUUGCAUACCAAAUUAAUCAACACUUCCUUGAUUCAGUUAAGAAACAAUUCCCACAUGUUUCUGGAGAACAAUUAAGUAAAUUAUCACUUGUUGAAGAAAGUACACCAAAAAGAUUAAGAAUGGCAAAUCUUGCCAUUAUUUGUUCCCAUACCGUCAAUGGAGUUGCUGCUAUUCAUUCACAAAUUCUUAAAGACUCACUCUUUAAUCAUUUCUAUGUUUUAUGGCCUCAUAAAUUUAUUAAUGUCACUAAUGGAGUUACACCAAGAAGAUGGAUUAAACAAUGUAAUCCAGCUUUAAGUCAAGUGAUUACUGAAGCAAUUAAAACUGAUGAAUGGGUAUCUAAUUUAUCACUUGUCAAAGGUCUUGAGAAUGUAUUUAACCAUGAGUUGAUUGAAAAGUUCAUUCAUGUUAAACAACUUAACAAAGACAGAUUAAAGAGACUUGUUUUUAGAUUGACAGAUUCUAAAGUUGUAUUAGACAGAAAUGCAUUGUUUGAUGUUAUGGUCAAGAGAAUUCAUGAAUAUAAGAGACAAUUGUUAAAUCUCUUUGGUACUAUUCAUACAUAUCUUCAAAUCAAAAAGAUGACACCAAUGCAAAGAAUGAAACUUGUCCCAAGAGUAAAAAUCUUUGCAGGAAAAGCUGCCAUUGGAUAUGACAUGGCUAAAGGAAUUAUUAAGUUAAUUAACUCUGUUGCUGAUACUGUAAACAAUGACCCAGAAGUAGGAAAUUUAUUAAAGGUUGUUUUCAUUCCAAAUUACAGUGUUUCAUUGGCAGAAGUUAUUAUUCCAGCAAACGAUAUUAAUGAACAAAUCUCAACUGCUGGAUAUGAGGCAUCUGGAACUUCUUGUAUGAAGUUUGUUAUGAAUGGAGGACUUAUUGUUGGUACAUGGGAUGGUGCUAAUGUUGAAAUUGCAGAAGAAGUUGGAGAAGAAAAUAUGUUUAUGUUUGGAGCUAAGGCAUAUGAAGUAGCAGGAAUUCGUGCUAACCCAAUUCCAAUUAGUAAAGACCUUGCAGAAGUAUUAGCUGCUAUUGACAAUGGAAUGUUUGGUGAUGCCUCAAUUCACAAAUUUGUUAUUGACCAAUUCCGUGGAGGAAGUGAUUAUUAUUUGGUCUGCAGAGACUUUGAUGGAUAUGUCAAAGUCCAAGAACAUAUUGAUUCAGUUUGGAAAAACCCACAAGAAUGGACCACCAAAUGUAUUAGAUGUGUUGCUCGUAUGGGUAAAUUCUCAUCUGAUAGAUCUAUUGAAGAAUAUGCUUCAAAUGUAUGGAAUGUUCAAAAAUGUCCAUUACCAGUAGAUGAACAAAAAUGA